This is a messenger RNA of Suillus clintonianus, 1764 nucleotides long. RefSeq lists its product as uncharacterized. The transcript is spliced from 2 exons. The record is from RefSeq and is a predicted model, not a curated record. Bases 65 to 1570 code for a protein of 501 amino acids. NCBI's taxonomy places the organism in Eukaryota, Fungi, Basidiomycota, Agaricomycetes, Boletales, Suillaceae.
CCAGAACCCUUUAUAGGGUCCUGGAACUUACUUGACAAUAUUCGUCUUCAUCGCCGUAGAACUGAUGCACCGAGCUCUACUCGUUUCCGAAAUUCUCCUGGAGAUAUUCAUACAUGUGAAUAAAAUCCUGGACCCACAUGCAUUAAUUUUGUCGUAUCGCGAGAUGUCAUUGGCGCGGAAAUCCUUUGCAGCACUUGCAAGGACAUGCAAACCUUUUCACGAGCCCGCUAUGGAUUUGCUUUGGGCUGAAUUGGACGGGAUGGGGCCAAUGUUAGGUUGUGUAAUGAGGCUACACCCAAUCAUAUAUCGUAGCGGUUCGAGCGCGUAUUUCCGACGGUUUGAAGGCGUCAAACCACUAUCUGAGCAUGAAGCCUGUCAAUUUUUGCGUCACGCCGGUCGUGUUCGUUCAUUGCAGAUAUUGUACAACGACCAUUUUCCCGUUCUCUCAGUCCUCCCGAUCGCGACAUGCAUGUUCCCGAGGUUGCUGUCGUUAUCAACGGAUCAAGAUCUGAAUAGAUACUUGCAUCUCUUCCUCUCCCCCACGCUGCGUCAUUGUUCUCUACCGGUCAUUCAUCCGGAUUUGAAAUCUGUUGCGACCCGUUGUGCUGCACUAGAAGACUUAUCCAUCAAGUCCUCCUUAAAAAGCAGAGAGGCAGAUAGGCAGGUGCUAUAUGACAGUAUCCGUUUGUGCAAGCGGCUUGUGACUCUAGCUUGCCCAUUGCUCAACUGGACAGCAUGGGAGCACCUUUCUAACCUCCCUACCCUUCUCACUCUGGAGAUUUGGGACGACUCUGCCGGCUCGUUGGACUGGCAUAAUAUCAACUUCGCACUUUUCCUCAACGUCACGAGACUAUCUUUCCAUACACGCACAUCCACAUACAUCGUUGCAGUCAUGCCACACUUAGAAUUCCCUUCGCUAAAUCAAUUCGAGAUGGAGGUUCAUUAUUUGCCUUGGGCAGAGGCCGAACCACUCUUUCAUGCACUGUCACGGUGCAAAACCCUUUCACACAUUGACAUCUACUCCAAACGUAAAGUUCAAGACCUCUUAGGCGGCUCCUUCACGCCAAUCAGACAAUCCCUUUGUUUCACACAGCUGCGAACCCUACGAUUCAAUUUUCCUUGUUCCUGCAUCAACCUUGACAACGACCUGCUUUUGGAAGCCAUGUCAAGUUGGCCGCACAUCCGCACGUUGGAAUUUAAGGAUCCACAGGCGCUACAGGCUACCGUUACCUUACGCGGAUUAUUCGCAGCGCUCCGUCGAUGUCCCCGCUUGCAUACGCUGGAUAUGCCAGUAGACCUCGUCGAUAUCGAUAUCGAUCCUGCAGCCGAGUCGUUCCAGGAUACCUCCCUACAAAAUCUGAUCUUGACCUCCUCUGACAUAACGGACGCUGAAGCUGUCGCCCGCAUCAUUUUCUUGGUGCUCCCUUCUGUCGAUCGAGUCAUCCCGCCAACUAACCAUGGAUACGAGCGCUCCUAUGAUGUUUGCCUUGAGGUGCAGAAGCAUCUUGAAUCUUAUAGAGCUUCUGCUGUUCUUGGCCAGCAUAUCACAGGAGCUGCUUUACAGACUUGAGUUUGUUGUCCGCCAGCUGCCGCCGAACCUUUGUGCUCUGUCGUAAUUGUGGUCAUUGCUGUUUACUGUAGUUCCAAUCGCUCUAUCCUCUUAUUGUUUCUGUCACGCAUUCUUGGUGCUUGAAUAUCAAACAAAGCAUUUUCAUGUAUCACGAGUAUGCAUACCUGUCUCCGCCCACCACCUCAAGUCAUUCG